Molecule: messenger RNA, 1898 nt
Organism: Chiroxiphia lanceolata (lance-tailed manakin)
Lineage: Eukaryota; Metazoa; Chordata; Aves; Passeriformes; Pipridae
Gene: SHISA8
Product: shisa family member 8
Exons: 4
Coding region: 279-1409 (376 amino acids)
Biological process (GO): regulation of AMPA receptor activity; regulation of short-term neuronal synaptic plasticity
Cellular component (GO): dendritic spine membrane; AMPA glutamate receptor complex; postsynaptic membrane
Source: RefSeq, a predicted model, not a curated record
CCGCGUCCCCUCCCCGGCCGGCGGGAGGCGGCGGCUCUCCCAUGCCGCCCGCCUAGCCCCUUGCUUUGAAUUUCUGCCCGUCGGCCGAUCUGGGGAGAGACGGGGAGGGGGUACGUCCCCUCGCACUUUCCUCCCCCUCCACUUCUUUUUUUCCACCCUUUUUUGCCUUCCCUCCAUUACGCCCCCCUCUUCCCCAGCCCGCUUCUCCUCCACCGGGACUGUUCGGCGGCCAUGCGGCCGGUCCUGGGCGAGCGGCUCUAACUCGCCACCUCGCCCGGAUGGCCCCCCGGAGCCGCGGGCGGAUGGAGCCGAGCUACGUCGUGGGUAUAUGCUGCCUGGUGCUGCUGGAGCCGGGCCGGGUGUGGAGCGGCGAGCCCAGCACCGGGGGGCCCGGGGAGAGCGGGAACAGCAGCCAGGCACCGCCGCCGGAGACCACGGCCCCCGCGCCCACCGGAGCGGCACCACCGGGGGGGGACCGCUGCCGUGGGUACUACGACGUGAUGGGGCAGUGGGACCCGCCGUUCAACUGCAACGCCGGCAUCUACCAGUACUGCUGCGGGACCUGCGGGUACCGCUUCUGCUGUCAGUUCAAGCCCAGGCGGCUGGACCAGAGUGGCUGCUCCAACUACGACACCCCCAACUGGGUCAACACGGGCCAGCCACCAGCCCGGGUGGACGAGACCCCCGAGGACCCCACUCGUGACAAGACCAACAUGAUCGUCUACAUCAUCUGUGGCGUGGUGGCCAUCAUGGUGCUGGUGGGCAUCUUCACCAAGCUGGGCCUGGAGAAGGCACAGGGUCCCCAGACAGAGAUGACCGUCUCCAGGACACUGACAGACCUGCUGAAGCAGCCAGGCCAGAGCCCCUCUGAGAACAUGGACAGCCUCAUGGGGGGUGUGCAGGUCCCAUUGGGUGAGGGACUGGCCCGGGGGCCCCCCAGAAACAGCACAGACAAGCUGCCCUUGAACAAUGCGGUGGCCAUUGCUCCCUCACUGGGGCGGCCCCACAGCCACAGCAAGCGCCUGCCGCUGGCCAGCAGCCUGGCCCUGUCAGCCUCAGACUACACUUCCUACACCACCCUCAAGGUUGGAGAGAGCGCCUCCGAGGACUUCUACAGGCGAUUCGGGGGGUUGGAGACGCCCCCCGCCAGCACACUGCCCUUCCCACCCACCGAGACACCAGUGCUGCCCAAGGGUUGCCCCCUGCCCAAGGCCAAGGGCCCCAAGCUGCCAGGGAGCCUGGUCUUCCCAGGGGGCUGGGAGGGGGCCCCCCAUCGCGGCCCCCACCGGCCAGGCCUGGCCACUCUGCGCCCCGAGGGGCCACCUGAGGCCUUCGGCCCCUCCACCCCACUGUACAGCCAGCACCCCCGGCACCUCGCCACCAACAGCAAGACUGAGGUCACCGUCUGACAACCAGCACUGCCAGGGGCUGGGGCUGCCCCCUCACCUGGGUGUUGCUGCCCUCGGGGGCAGACCACUAGAGCAAAGCAUCCUAGGAUCUACGUAAACUGCGACGCUGGCCAGAGGGGGAGACGCGUCGUCCUUCCUCCCCUCCAGGGAUGGCGACUGCUGGCUGCACUUCACCAUCGAGGAGGCAUUGGGGUCUCAUCCGGGCAACAAGUUUCAGCCAUUCUCAGCCCGCCCCCUGAAGAGGCUGAGCUGGGAGCACACUGACAGAGCAGUACCCUGCUCAAGGGACAGGGGCCAAUGCUGGACAGACUGGGAAGACAUCCUGCUUGGGCCAGGCACCCCGAACCUAGCUCCAGUGAGCAGGUGGGGGGAAGAGCAAUGGACUCAAAGCACCAGCCCGGUGCUGCCAGUAAAGCCCAGCAGCCCCUUUCCCUCCCCAGCCUCCCCUUUCCCACUGCCCCAGCCUCCAUCUUGUCAAUAAAUAAUACA